This is a messenger RNA of Meloidogyne enterolobii, 515 nucleotides long. The record is from the annotation of a GenBank genome assembly. NCBI's taxonomy places the organism in Eukaryota, Metazoa, Nematoda, Chromadorea, Rhabditida, Meloidogynidae.
UUUGAAUUUCUAAAAAAUGCCCAAGAAACAUACAAUUUCGAAUAAAACAAGGAAGCGUCCAGGCAAGGAUUUGGAUGAAAUUAAAGAAACUAUGGAAAGACCGGAAAAGGUUGUAAACCAACCGGUAGAUGAAGACUUGCCGGGCGCUGGACAGAAUUAUUGUGUGGAAUGCGAUCGCCAUUUUAUCAAUGAUAAAGUGCUUAAGAAGCACAAGAAGACUAAAGUUCAUAAGAACCAAUUGAAGCGCCUCAAAGAGCAGCAACACUCGCAAAAGGACGCGGACUUGGCUGGUGGUCUUGGAGUGGAAGAGCCGGUUGUUAAGAAGAAAGAUGGGAUUGAGCGCAAUGAGGACGGAAUUCCUUAUGGGAUUCCGAGCGGAUGUGGUAGCUGCGUUCAAAUUGGCCGCCGUCUUUGUAUGUUUGUUAAGAAACCGGUUGAAGGGGUUGACUAUGUUUUGAAAAAGUAAAGAUGAGAUGAAGUAAGAAGACGGAAAGUUUAAGUAAAAAAUAAACAUC